AUGGCUCAAUCUUCCCAUUGCUACCUUCCUCGCUUCACGACCGCGACGGAUGGGCCCAAACGCCCGGUUUCGAUGAAGACGAAACCGACGGCUUCGCAACAUGCGAGAUUAUUAACCGCAUGGCACGAAGGCCGCCUGGACACGGUCAUGCGGGCCACCUGGGCGCUGGUUCUGCAUUAUUAUCUCCGCACCGAAGACAUAUGCUUCGGUUACCACCACAUCGACGGCGAUUCUAUUUCUUCUCGACACUCUGUACAGCAGUCGAGCACCGCCCCUCUGUCGGCUUUUCGGCUGGCAAUCGACGAGAACGACUCCAUCCGUGCCAUUGUAGAUAAAGUACGGGCCGCCGAUGGACUCGCUUCGCAGCAGAGCGAUGGCACUGGAAGCCUGGAGGGCGCUUCCGACGAUCAUCUGCCAUUCAACACCAUCCUGAUGCUGCGCACAUAUCGCAAGGCGACGCCGGAGUCGUCGUCAGCCUCCAAACCCAUUUUGGCAACAGCUCUGCCUGACCAGGUUCGUUCGGCUUCCCGCAGAGGGCCUAGCCAGUCCCAUUCCUUAGCCGCUUCUGCUGAAGCGGCUCGAUUCGCGAUCUUGAUCCCAUAUGCUAACUUGAAUUUCUUUUUUUCUUGGUUGAAGUGCCAAGUCCGUCUUCAUGUCAAGGUGUUGCGCCGGGACAUCAACAUCUUCCUUGAAUGGCGGAAUGGGGACAUGUCGGGCGAGCAUAUGAAGAGUGUUGCCCAUAUCUUUGAGCAGAUGCUGCCCAAGGUUCUUGCCUCCGAGACUACCGCUAUUAGCCAGCUUAAUUUGUUCUCGGAGAAUGACUGGGAGCGCAUCCGUAAGUGGAAUGACCACACUCCCAAGUUGUACGAUCGCUGCAUCCACGAUGCUAUCCGCGACCAGGCCCUGAGUGGUCCGGACCGGGAAGCAGUCUGUGCAUGGGAUGGAAGCUUGACGUUCGCCGAGCUGGAUCACUUGGCCUCGAAGCUCGCCUGCCAUCUGCGCAUGCAGGGUGUUGGCCCGGAAGUACGCGUGGCCCUGUGUUUUGAUAAAUCGGCGUGCGCUGACAGCUGCAAGAAAUGGAACAUCGUUGCCAUGUUGGGCGUCAUGAAGGCCGGGGGUGCCUUCGUCCCAUUGGACCCGACGCACCCUAGCUCGCGCUUACACCGGCUGAUCGACUCCGUCAAGGCGCCCGUCGUCUUAUGCUCCCCAAGCCGAGCCGAGACCCUGCGCCCUAUCGCCCACACUGUAAUUCCGCUUUGCGCCGACACUUUGGAUCGUUUUCCGGAUCCCACCAGCGGGGUUGACCUUGCUUCUGGUGUCACCAGCCAGAAUGCGGCUUAUGUUUUGUUCACCUCCGGGUCGACGGGUGAACCCAAGGGCACUUUGCUCGAGCACCGCGCAUUCUUAUCCAGUGCUCAAGUCCACGGCCCUGGGCUUCGCGUUUUCCGUGAGUCGCGAUGUCUGCAGUUUGCAGCCCAUACCUUCGAUGCCAGUCUGGCAGAGUCUCUGACCCCGUUGAUUCAUGGUGCCUGUGUGUGUAUUCCCAGCGAGGAGGCGCGAUUAAAUGACAUUGUGACGGCGAUCAACGAGAUGCGCGUGGACCAAGCUUGCUUCACGCCGUCCUUCAUCGGCUUUAUUGAAAUAGAUAGCGUGCCCGGAUUGAAGAGUCUCGUUCUGGCCGGCGAGGCAAUGUCGCAGUCGCAGCUGGCGACCUGGUCCAGAAUCAAACUGGUCAAUGGAUACGGCCCUACCGAGGCCAGUGUCGCAUCCGUGCUCAACUCGGACGUCACACCUGGCACCGACUGCAAAGAUAUCGGCCUGCCAGUCGGCGUUCGCGCGUGGUUGGUGAAUCCUGAAAACCACGACGAGCUCGUGCCCGUCGGCUGCCCCGGUGAACUUCUGAUCGAGGGUCCCACGCUCGCUCGCUGCUAUGUCAACAACCCUGAGAAGACCAACGAAUCGUUCAUUUACGAUCCUGCGUGGACCAAGUUAGAGGCUGAAAGGGGCACUAAUCGUCGAUUCUACAAGACUGGCGAUCUGGUGAGGUACAACUCCGACACGGGUGCCCUCAAUUACAUCGGUCGCAAAGAUACCCAAGUGAAGGUUCACGGCCAGCGAAUCGAACUGGGUGAAAUCGAGAAUCAAUUGAGUAGGGACUCUCACGUUACGCACUGCUCCGUAUUAUUCCCCAAAUCUGGCUUUUCCAAAGGCAGGUUGGCUGCUGUCAUCUCGUCCGCCGGGCUACUGGCAGAACAAUCAGAUGCGGACGUGGAGCCCUUGCGAUUGAUCUCCCCUGAAUUGAAAGCAGAGCUCAUACCUGGCCUCCGUGAACGACUGUCGGUUCGCUUGCCGACUUAUAUGGUUCCUUCUGUUUGGCUCUGUGUCGACGCUCUCCCAUUACUCCCGUCCGGCAAGCUUGAUCGCAAGGGUAUUGCUACCUGGGUUGGGAAUAUGGAGACGGAUCCGGAUCUUGCAAAUGCGAUUACGGAUUCUCCCGCUAGAUCACAGCUGUCUCAGCCAGCUAACGACACAGAGGAGGUUCUGGCUACGGUUUACAGCCGUGUUCUCAAUAUCCCACAGAACCACGUCAGUCUAGACCAAAGUUUCCUCGCCAUGGGAGGCGACUCCAUCGCAGCGAUGACAUGCGUUGGUCUUUGCAAGAAGCGCGGCUUUGCUCUUUCCGUACAGGAGAUCUUGCGCAGUAAAUCGAUCCGGGAUCUGGCGUCGCGUGCUCGCCCGAUCGACCAUGCGACAACGUACCAAGAAGCUGUGGACGAGCCGUUCGAGCUUUCCCCUAUUCAAAUUCUGCAUUUUGGUGUCCGAAAAGAGGGACAAGGUCACUUCAACCAGGGCAUUCUUACUCGCGUCAGCAAGCCUCUUGCUGAACGUACACUGAUCAAAGCGAUUGAGACACUCGUCUCUCGGCACUCGAUGCUCCGUGCCCGCUUCGAUGAUUCUGGGUUUGCUACAGCCUCGAAGCAACGUAUAACUCGUGAUGUGAAGGGGUCUUACAGAUGGCGUACCCACAAUGUGAAAAGCAUUGAGGAGAUGAAGCCGUUGGUUGGGGAUAGCCAGGGCUCCAUCAACUGCUUUUCCGGACCGCUGCUGGCUAUUGACUACUUCAAUGUCAAGGGACAGUCUCCUGUAUUGUCUAUGACUGCACACCACUUGGUAGUUGACAUUGUUUCUUGGAAGAUCAUUCUUGAGGAUUUGGAAGAUCUGAUCAUGAAUCCCGCUCAGACUGCGAGCCAGGAUGGAUCGCUGCCUUUCCAGAACUGGUGCCGACUGCAAAUGGAUCACUGCAAAGGCUUGAUCACCGAGGGAAAGGUGUCGACCGAUCAAUUACCUACCCCGGACUUUGGUUACUGGGGGUUGAAGAAUAGCAAAACCACGUAUGGUGACGUCGACUGCGCUUCCUUCGAGAUCGACGCCGCUCAUACGAAUGCCAUUCUGUUUGAAUGUCACCAAGCUCUCAAUACCGAGCCGAUCGAUCUUUUCCUGGCCUCCAUGCUCCACUCUUUCGGUAAAUCCUUUACAGAUCGCUCGCUUCCCACAAUCUAUAAUGAAGGACAUGGCAGGGAAGUCUGGGACGCAUCAAUUGAUAUUUCACACACUGUGGGCUGGUUUACUAUUCUUCAGCCUAUCUUCGUGAAUGCAUACAAACCAGAUAGUCCGAUUGACACCCUUGUCCAAGUCAAGGACCUUCGACGACGUGUCUCUGACAAUGGUCGUGCGGACUUUUCCAGCCGAGUUCUCCCUCUGCCUGGUAAAGAGAGUGGCCGUCACCCGCACCCGUUCGAAAUGUCCUUCAACUAUGUUGGGCAGCACCGCGAUCUUCAGAGACAAGAUGGCCUUUUCCAACUUGUGGACCAAAUGGCUGGGGAGGCUGGCCAGGGUAGCGAUGCCGCUGACUUCGGACGCGCUACCCCCGAUUCGGCUUGUUCGAGAUUUCUGCCAUGUUGGGUUGCUAACUGCCAACAGCAGCUGCUCUCGCUGUCUGAGAAGCUCGCUACCAUGACCCCGCGGUUGACUCUGAGCUCGUUCCCCAUGUUGUCGCUAACAUAUGAAAGUCUGGAUCGUUUGCUCUCACAAAAACUUCCCGCCAUCGGUGUUCAAUCGCCGAACAUGAUCGAGGAUAUUUACCCUUGCUCUCGUAUGCAGCAGGGCAUUCUACUCGGACGAUCUCGCGAUAGCUCGUACUACGCCGUGCAUGACACAUUUGAGGUCCGUGGUACUGGGUCUACCAAGCCAAAUCUAGAUCGGUUAGUAGAAUCUUGGACGCAAAUUCAGUCUCAUCAUGCCAUGUUCCGCACUAUUUUCGCAGAAAACUUAACGCCUCGUGAUCCUUUCUGCCAAGUUGUUCUGAAGGAAUACUGCAUCGAGCCUGUCAUCCUACAAUCCUCUGCCGAGGACGAUGUCAUCGCAACAUUUGAUGCCCAAGAGCCCAAGGACUAUAGCGAGAUCGCCCCUGCCUACCGGUUCACCAUUUGCCAGACACCGUCGGGGAGACUCUUCUGCCGCAUCGAGCUCAGCCAUGCUGCCAUGGAUGGUAACUCGAUUUCUAUCAUUCUUCGGGACCUGCAGCUGGCAUACGUUGGAAGGCUCGAGGAAAGCCGUCGGCCGUUGUUCAAGGAAUACAUCAAGUACCUUGAAGACGCUCCUCAACAAGCGAGUAUCAACUACUGGCAAUCCUAUCUCUCAGAUGCCAAGCCCUGCCUUUUCCCUGUCCUGACAGAUGGCGUCAAGUCUCCUCAGAAGAGCCUGCGAUCCAUCCCUGUCAACUUCGAUUCGCUUUCACAACUCCAGAGUGUGUAUGAGAAGAAAGGUAUUACCUUAUCCAAUGUUUUCAACGCGGCCUGGGGUCUCACUCUGCGUCUCUUCUCCGGCUCGGAUGAUGUAAGCUUCAGCUAUAUGGCAUCUCUCCGCGAUGUCAAUGCCGAUGGGGUUCAAUGGGUCAUUGGCCCUGUCAUCAACCUGAUGGUCUGUCGCAUCAAGUUUGCUGGGAAUUCCCAGUUGAGCGAUGUACUGGAGCAGAUCCAGAAUGAUUACAUGGAGAGUCUUCCGUACCGACACACUUCACUCAUUGACAUCCAGCACGCCCUUAAGCUUUCUGACGCCAACCUCUUCAACUCUGGCGUGUCUUAUCGCCGUCUUCCAAGUGCGAAGGAUGCGGUCAGCAGUGAGAUCGAGUGUGUUGAAGUUGGUGCAAUCCAUGAUCCGGCUGAGUUUCCGGUUUAUAUCAACAUCGAAGCUAGGGACACAACAGCUAACAUUGAACUCAACUACUGGACCACAAACCUUUCUGAUGCCCAGGCUAUCAAUGUAGCUAACACCUAUGUCCGCUGUCUUGAAAGCCUUCUGAACAGUGCCGACAGCAAGAUCAGCCAGCUUGAUUCUGUUAGCGAGUCGAGCAAGACCGACAUCCGAUCUUGGAACAUGAAGGCUCCUACAUCCAUUCAGCGAUGUGCUCACGAUGUCGUUCGACGUAUCGCUACGCAGAAUCCUGAUGCUCUGGCCAUCUCCGCAUGGGAUGGUACUUUGACGUACUCAAAGCUAGACCAAUAUUCGUCGCGUCUUGCCAGCUACCUCGUUACGUUUGGCGUGAGUCCGGGAAGCCUCAUCCCAACUUGCUUUGAGAAGUCUGUUUGGAAUGUUGUCUCCAUGCUAGCUGUCAUGAAGGCUGGUGGCGGAUGCAUUCCCGUCGACACCCCGCAGACCAUGGGCUUGAUUGAGAAAUGGGUUAUUGAGAACUCUGUCCAGGUGGCCCUUGCAUCCCCUGAAAAGGCCCAGAUUCUGGAGCCGACCAUUCCCUACGUCGUCCCAGUCACCGAGUCUCUCCUGGAGUACUUGAAUGAUGAGCCGCUUACAUUGACUGCCUCUCCGUCGGACCUUUGUUAUGUGGCAUUCACCUCUGGCAUGUCCGGGACUCCCCGCACGAUUGUCCUCGACCAUGCGACAAUCACGACCCGCGCCUCGGCUUUCACCUCCUCGAUCGGAGUCGGUGAUUCUUCUCGCCUUCUUCAGCUUGCAGAUCACACAUCUGAUCUGUUCUUGCUCGAAACCAUUGGGACUUUUCUCAACGGAGGCUGUCUCUGUAUCCCUGCAGAUGCUGAUCCGACCAACUUGGCUUCCUCUAUCAAUGUCCUCCAUGCCAAUGUUGCUUGUAUGACCCCAACUAUUGCUAGCUUCAUAGCUCCCAAAGAUGUUCCUGCAUUGGAGACGGCUGCAUUUGUUGGGGAGCCUGUGUAUAGGAGGCUCCUUGAUGCCUGGAAGGCUGAUGAUCUCGAACUUCAUGUUCUAUAUGGUUCAGCAGAAUCAUCAUCGGCGUCUCUGCAUCACAAGAUCGAGAAUGAGACCGUAGAGGCGACUAUCGGAAAUCCUGUCUCUUGUGUUACUUGGGUUGUUGAUCCUGUCAAUCAUAACUCCCUUGUUCCCGUUGGUGCUAUCGGUGAAUUAGUUCUUGAUGGCCCCGUCCUGGCUCAAGCAACUUUAGAUUCUCAGUCUACCGGUGAUGAGAGGUAUUUCGAAAAUCCGACUUGGGCAGCAAUAUUCUGCGGAUCGCAGAAGAAACAGAAGUUCUUCAAAACUGGCGACCUUGUUCGAUACAAUUCCAAUGGGUCGUUGGUUUACUGUGGAAAGAAAAAUACAUCCGAACCAUUUGUGCCAUGCUCUGAUAGCCUCCUAGUCCAGCAGGCCAUGCAAUCAUUCCUCGGAUCCAGGAAGCUUGCUGUUGAUUUUUUGCCGUCCGGAUAUAUCGACAGCACGCGAAGCGUUGUGGCCUUUGUCGGUUCAUCGGAACUAACUACUGCAUCCUUCUCCGCGCAGGCUGUCUCAAGCUCGGCGCCUGAAUUGAAGUCGACAGUUGCUUCACUUCACACCCAUUUGGCUGCGAAUCUCCCAGCCAGCAAGGUCCCGAGUAUUUAUGUUCCCCUGUCUUCCCUACCACUUACCCCAUUUGGCAAACUGAAUUAUAAAGUCCUGAGAAAUGAGCUCGACUCACUCCCUAGCAAUAUCCGCCAUUCUUUCGAUAUCAAGAGUUGGACUGGAAUCAAAUGUGGCAACAGACUCUCUCGGCAAUCCAUUUCCGAAUCCAAUAUGUCUUUCUGGAAAGAAUAUCUCGCCGAUGUUGAACCGUGCAAUUUCCCUCCAAUCUCUCUUGAGACUAGUGAGAAUGGACAGUCAACCCGGAUCCUGAACAAGCAAACUCAGAAGUUGCAUGCAUUCAGCAAGAUGUCGGGUGUCUCUGUAGAGACUCUGUUUCAGGCUGCUUGGGGCAUUGUUCUACGGUGCUAUACCGGUAAUGAUGAUAUUUGCUUCGGAUAUUCGGUUGCUGAGCGAGAUUAUAACUCUGUUUCAAUCUGUCGCCUUCUCCUUGGCAACGACCACGAACUAGAGCAAACAUUACAGCAGUUAAAGGCUAAUUCUGAUAAGGGUCGUGAGAAGUUUGUUGACUUACCCGCUCUCAAGCAAUCUCUGGGCUUCAAUGAUACGAGCAUUUUCAACACUCUUCUCACCUACCGCACGGAGUCAUCCCUCCCUCAGGGAAAUGCGGGCGACGAGGCUGCGACAAAGGACUACAAAGUUGCAGUAACCGCCGUUGUAUCCAGCUCAGUUGCGGAGGUCCAUUUUACCUACUCUUCUGACACAUUGACUUCUACCCAAAUCACUCAUGUCAUUGAUUCCUUUGACCACAUCUUGAACGAUAUCGUCUCUUCGAGUCCUCGUGAUCGCACCAUUGGAGAUCUUGACCUCUUCCCUCAGCGAUCUUGCCGACAAAUUCGUGAUUGGAAUGCUGGCCUGCCUCCGCGCGUGGAGCAGUGCGCCGAUGAACUUAUUCAACAGCAAGCCCUGUUGCACCCGCGUGCAGAAGCUAUCUGCUCCUGGGAUAAGAACUUCACAUAUGGACAGCUCGAGAUUACCGCCAGCCGUCUAGCUCGCUUUUUGACCAACUCCGGGGUCAAGCCUGAAGUCUUCGUUGUUCUCAGCUUUGAAAAAUCCGCCUGGGCCGUGGUCGCUCAACUUGCCGUUCUUAAGGCCGGAGGUGCAUUUGUCUCGAUCGACCCCUCUCACCCUGACUCCCGUCUGCAGAUGUUGAUCAACGAGAUUGGAGCUGAUCUGGUUCUAUGCUCUUCCUCUCUACAACCAAAGAUGUCCAAACUCUGCAAGAAGGCAUUUGCAGUGUCUCAGAAUUCCAUCUCUCAACUUCCGGAGUCUCCUCUUGCCUUGCCAGGCACACGGCCUACGCCACAAAAUGCUGCCUACGCUAUCUUCACAUCUGGUACCACUGGAAAGCCCAAGGCGACUGUUGUUGAGCAUGUCGCUCUCAGUACCACUGCAGUCGCUAUGAACGAUGCCUUGCACAUGAAUGCCGAUACUCGCGCUCUCCAAUUUUCUAACUACACUUUUGAUGUCAGUGUGUUGGAGAUCAUGAUGACCUUAAUGACCGGUGGCUGUGUUUGUGUCCCAAGCGAGGAAGAGCGUAUGAACAACUUGGGAGGUGCAAUUCGCCGCAUGGAAGCCAACUACAUGUCCUCUCCCCCUGCUAUUGUCAAUACCCUUGAGCCCAAGACUGUCCCAACCCUCAAAACCAUCAUUACUGGCGGUGAAAAGAUGCCCGCAAAUCACAUUGAUCGGUGGAAUGAUCGUUUCGUCAUCAACGCCUAUGGUCCUUCAGAAGCAACUGUGGUUGCGACCGUCGGUGUGAAGGUUGACUGGGAUGGUAAUCGCGUGAAUGAUGAUCCUACUUCCAUCGGCACAGCUGCCAACUGCCGCGUGUGGAUUGUUGAUCCUAACAAUUAUCAUCGCCUUCUACCGGUUGGUGCUGUUGGAGAGAUGCUCCUUGAGGGAAGCAACAUCGCGCGCGAGUAUCUCGGUAAUCCUGAAAAGACCAAAGCGGCGUUUGUCGAUGAUCCUCUUUGGAGUCACCAUACCGGCAUGCUAGGCCUCUUCAAGCGCAAAGACCGUAUGUAUCGCACGGGCGACUUGGUCCGAUAUAACAGUGACGGUACCCUGGCAUUUAUUUCCCGCAAGGAUACUCAGAUCAAGUUCAACGGUCAGCGUAUUGAACUUGAAGAGAUUGAACAUCAGUGUCUGCGGUGCCUCCCAGAGGGAUCUCAAGUUGCUGUUGAUGUGGUCGUGCCUCAAGAAAAGACCGUUGCAAAAGGCCUCGCCACCUUCUUCACGGUGCACGACACAGAAUCCUUCCAGGGUGGGAGUACUGAUCAAUUUACCCCUACCAUCCCUGGCGCUGACCCUCUGCUUCUGCCCAUCUCUGUUUCAAACAUGGAUGCCAUUCAGACACUCAAGAGCUCUCUGCCCGAUUUGUUGCCACAGAGCAUGAUGCCUCGUCUUUUCUUCCCCCUACGAAACCUGCCCUUUACAUCAUCUGCCAAGAUUGAUCGCCGCCGACUCCGUGCCAUGGUUGAAACCUUGUCUAAGGAGACCUUGAAGUCAUAUAUCACGUUCAAUACUGGCAACAAGAAACAGGAGGUUUCAACCGAUGGUAUUGAUGCCAAACUCCGGACCCUAUGGGAGAAGACCCUUGAUCUUGAACCCGGAUCAGUCACAAAUGAAGACAGCUUCUUUGCCCUGGGUGGCGACUCUUUCUCUGCUAUGAACCUCGUUGGAGCCGCCCAGGGACAGGGCAUCUCCCUCAAUGUUGCAACUAUUUUCAAGAGUCCAGUAUUGAUUGAUAUGGCGAAGAGUUGCUCAGACCUUUUGGACAUUCCAGCCAGCAAUCAAAUUGAAUUGAAGCCAUUCUCGAUGAUUCCGUCUUCCGUCAACUUUGAGAGCCUGUUGGAAGAAGUUACCGAUAACUGUGCGAUCUUGAAAGCUUCUAUUGCCGACAUUUACCAGUGUAGUGCAGUGCAAGAAGGUCUUCUGACUAUGUCCGUCAAGCACAACGGUGCGUAUGUCGCCCAGCCGGCUUUCCGUCUUGCCGCUGGUGCAGACCUCAACCGGUUCAAAGAUGCCUGGCAAAAGACUGUGGAUGAUCUCGACAUUCUUCGAACUCGGAUUGUUCACACGGAAGCGAUGAAUUUUGCCCAGGUUGUCCUGAAGGAGUCACCUAUCUCUUGGGUUCAUGCCCAAUCGUUUGACGAGCUUCCAGGUGAUACAUUGGAGCUUCCAAAACACAAUGGUGCACCUUUGACUGGUUAUGCGAUCGUUCAACCUCGUGGGUCAACUGAAAGCUAUUUUGUGUGGUCUGUCCACCACGCGCUUUAUGAUGGCUGGAGCAUUCCUUUGGUUUAUCGCAAACUUGAAGAGAAUUACACUGGCUCAACGAACAGGCAAAAUGCUGCCCCUUAUGGCCUCUUCAUUGAAUACAUCAACAAAAAAGACAUGGAAGAGUCCGAUGCCUUCUGGAAGUCAUAUUUGACAUCCCUCUCCGCCACCCCCUUCCCACAAAACAAGAACUCUGUCCCCGAUGCCAUGCGGGCUGGCAACACCCAGUACCAUAGAAUGGAGAUUAUACGGCCUGCAAACAGUGUCGAUUUCACGCUGCCAGUUCUCCUGAGGGCUGCCUGGUCCAUCGUGGUUGCUACUCACACUGCGUCUGCAGACGUUUGUUUCGGUGAGACGUUGUCUGGGCGGAACAUUGACUUACCCGGUGUUGGCGAUAUCGCUGGUCCUGUUCUUACAACUGUGCCGACGCGGGUUCAAGUUGACAGCCAGAUGCCCAUCCUUCAGUACUUACAGAACAUCCAUCAGAGCACCACUGACAUGAUUCCUCAUCUCCAUGCGGGUCUGCAGCGUAUUCGAUCCCUCAACAAUGAUACCUUGGCUGCAUGUGGCUUCCAGAACUUACUAGUUAUUCAGCCAACGGAGAGUGGAUUGAACAAUAGUAUCUGGAUUGAUGAGAAGCGCGAGACUAGCGAGGAUUUCUUCACUCAUCCUCUGGUGCUGGAGUGUGGCAUUUCCAAGACAAACAUCUCUUUCACUGUUCACCAUGACGAGUUGGUAAUUAAUGGUUGGCAAACAAAGCGUUUGGCGGAGCAAUUUGCCAAUGUUCUGAAGCAGCUUCUAGCUGUUCCAAAGACCAGUACAGCCAAACUCGUGGAGCUGGAAGUUGCCAGUCCCGAGGAUAAGGCUGAGAUUGCCCGGUGGAAUCAGCGAACUCCCCUCUCUAUUGAGCGUUGCGUACAUGAUUUCAUCCGUGAAAAGUGCCUUGAGACCCCUGAUGCCCAGGCCGUGUGUGCUUGGGAUGGAGAACUUACCUACAGGGAGUUCUGGGACCUUGCCUCAUCAUUUGCCAACUACCUUGUUUCCCGCGGAGUUGGCCCUGAAGUCUUCGUUCCUGUGUGUUUGGACAAGUCCGCAUGGGCUAUGGUGACUCUAAUCAGUAUUCUAAUUGCUGGAGGUGGCUAUGUUCCCCUUGAUCCUCACCAUCCGGUUUCGCGACAUGAAGAGAUUCUCAAAGAUGUUGGUGCCAAUAUGAUACUCUGCACGCCAAACUACACCAACCGGUACACGCGAGUUGUCAAGACGGUGAUCCCGAUAAGCAAAGAAACGAUCAAGGCCUAUGGUUCUCUCACUUCUACAGGCCGACCCCGUACGCAGGUAAAACCGUCAAAUAUGGCUUAUACUUUGUUUACUUCGGGGUCUACUGGGCGUGCUAAAGGAAUUGUUGUUGAGCACCGUAAUGUGGUCAGCAGUAUCAUGGCGUUUGGGCCCAUGACUCUCAUGGGACCCAAGUCCAGAGUGUUCCAGUUUGCAUCUCUCACAUUUGAUGCGGCAAUUAUGGAGACAUUGGCUAUUUUGAUGCUUGGUGGCUGCAUUUGCGUUCCCAGUGAAGAUGAACGUUUGAAUGAUGUCGCUGGUGCAAUCCGUCGCCUGAAUGUGACUUGGACAUUCCUCACGCCCUCUAUCGCCAGCAUUAUCGAGCCAUCAACUGUUCCGUCUCUGGAAGUUCUUGUCUGUGGCGGUGAGAAGAUGUCAAAGGAGGUCAUUACAAAGUGGGCCAACGUGUUGAAACUGAUGAAUGGUUACGGCCCAACUGAGACUUGUGUCUUUGCUGUCAUUGAUACCGCAGUCGCAAUCAAUCGUGACCCUGCACGUAUUGGCUACGGUAUUCCAAGCACAUUGACCUGGAUUGUCGAUGCUGAAAACCAUGAUCGGCUUGUUCCCCUGGGUGCUGUGGGUGAACUCGCUCUCGAGGGUCCCGCCCUCGCUAGAGAAUACCUCAAGAACCCGGAGAAAAAUGCGGAAGCAUUCGUCGAAAACCCUGCUUGGAUCCAGGAUUUCAAUUCAGCUUUGCCAUCGCCUAGACGGAUCUACAAAACCGGCGAUCUCUGCUACUACAACCCUGAUGGCUCUAUUGAGUACAUCAGUCGCAAGGAUCACCAAGUCAAGUUGCAUGGUCAGCGUAUGGAGCUCGGAGAGAUCGAACACCGGCUGUAUGAGGAUCCUCUUGUUCGCCACGCAGUUGUUAUUCUGCCUAAGAAUGGACCUCUUAAGCAGCGUCUGGUCACAGUCAUGUCAAUUAACAAUAUUUCUGCGGACAACAAGCUGAUCUCUGAUAAACCAUGUGAACUUGUGGAACAAGCUGAAUUUGAUAGACAGGGCCUGUCUGCCCUCAGCCAGGUGCAGAAAAACCUGGAAAGUCAGCUUCCAAUAUACAUGGUACCCCAAACCUGGGCUCUGAUCAAGAAACUUCCAAUGCUUGUCUCUGGCAAGCUUGAUCGCAAGAAGAUCACGGCCUGGGUUGAAAGCAUUGAUGAAGUCUCUUAUGAGCGCAUUAUGCAGGAUUAUGAUCGGAUGAAACGUGGUGUGACUGAGGAGACACCGAAGCAGGAGCAAGAUGGCUCCUUGAAGAUCAUACGCGAGAUUUUUGCGCAGGUAUUGAACAUCUCGCUGCAGAAGGUCAACGAUGACCGCUCUUUCGUCAGCUUGGGCGGAGACAGCAUUACUGGCAUGGCAGUCAUUUCCAGAGCCCGUAAGCAAGGUCUGAUUGUGACUCUCAAUGACAUCUUGCAAAGUCGGUCCGUGAAGGAGCUGGCUCAAACUGCCAGCGCCAAGGCCCCAGUCACCUCUCAACGCGAAGAGAAGUCGGGUGAGAGCUUCGCUCUUUCCCCUAUUCAGAAGUUGUAUAUGCAAUCUUCGACUGAAUUCAAGGGUACAGCGCGAUUCAAUCAGAGCAUUACCGUCAGAAUCUCACGCCGCGUGGACGCCGAGGUCCUCAGGCGUGCGAUCAAUGCUGUCACUAGUCAACACCCCAUGUUCCGUGCUCGAUUUUACCAAGACAAAAACUCUAUUUGGCGCCAACAGGCUGCAGCAGAGGUCGAGGAGUCUUACAGAUUCCGUGUGCACUCUGUCAGUGACACGCGCGCGAUGGUUCCCAAAAUAGCGGACAGCCAGUCUUCUUUGGACCCGCUGCAUGGUCCAAUAUUCGUGGCUGAUCUUUUCAAUCUUCGCGCUGGCGGCCAGGUUCUUUUCCUUGUGGCGCACCACCUGUGUGUUGAUAUGGUUUCUUGGAGAAUCAUUCUUCAAGAUCUGGAAGAGCUAGUAGUGUCUGGCUCGCUUUCUGAUGAAAAGGCUCUUUCUUUCCAGAGCUGGUGUGCAAUGCAAUUGGAGAGGGCCAAGAUCCACGACGCUGGUCUUACUCUUCCAUUUACCCCAGAGCCUGCCAAUUUGCACUACUGGGGAAUGCAGGAUACUGCGAACCUCUAUGGUGAUCUGAAGAUGGAAUCCUUCUCUCUGAGCGAGGAUACAACCAAGUUCCUUCUGAACGACUGCCAUGAGGUAUUCGGCACCGAUACAGUUGACAUUUUAGUCUCAGCCAUUUAUCACUCUUUCCGUCAAACCUUUACCGACCGGGCAAUACCAACUAUUUACAACGAAGGUCAUGGACGGGAGUCAUGGGAUGCCAGCAUUGAUCUAUCAAGAACAGUAGGCUGGUUUACAGCUAUGGCUCCGGUGCUCAUAGAAGGCGAGCAAAAAUCAAUCAUUGAUACGAUCAAGCGGGUGAAGGACACUCGGCGCAAAAUUAUUGACAAUGGCCGGCCUCAUUUUGCCAAGAGCCUUCUUAUGUCUGACCAUCAGACCGACGCAGCUGAUUUCCAGGUUCCCAUGGAAAUUUUGUUCAAUUAUCUUGGCAAACUCCAGCAGCUCGAAAGGGCUGACUCUCUUUUCCGGCACCAAGGAAGUGUCUUUGAUAGUUCCGAUUUUGCUGUUGCCGGUGACAUGGGUCCCGAGACUGUCCGGUUUGCUCUAUUCGAGCUUUCCGCCAUCGUUGUCAAAGAACGCCUCAAUGUUUCAUUUGCCUAUAGCAGGAAAAUGUCACGAGAGCCGCAAAUUCGCCGGUGGAUUUUGCAGUGCAAACAGACUCUUGAGAAGGAGAUGGGCCUUCUGCGGAACACUUCUCCUGAACCGACUCUGAGUGAUUACCCUCUCUUGCCUAUUACCUAUCACAGCCUCCAGGUCCUCACAAACAACACCUUCCGCAAACUGGGAAUCUCGAGCAAGAACGAGGUUGAAACCAUUUAUCCCUGCUCUCCAAUGCAGGAAGGGCUGUUGCUAAGCCAGCUUCGUGAUCCUAGUGCAUACAUGUUCCACACCAUCUUUGAGAUCAAUGAUGCCCGCACUGGAAAAGUUGAUCCUGAAAGGCUUGCUCAUUCAUGGCAGAUGCUUGUCGAUCGCCAUCCUGUUCUUCGCACUGUCUUCAUUGACAGCAGCUAUAGUGGUGGCUCUUUUGACCAGCUUGUGCUGAAGAAGCUUUCUGACAAUGUUUUGCGAAUCGAAUGCUCCGAUAACCAGGUUGAGGAAAAGCUCAGCGCAAUUUCUCUCCGAGAUUUGAAUGCGAUGCGGCCCGCUAAAUUGUCUCAUCAACUGACGAUCUGCAAAACACAUAGCGGGCGUGUCAUGGUCAAAUUGGAGAUUAACCACGCUAUCAUUGACGGUGGUGGUGUUGAUGUUCUCCUUCGUGAUCUUGCCAUGGCUUAUGAUCGUCGACUACCUGAGGGCCCCGGUCCUAAAUUCAGCGAUUAUAUCAGUUAUAUUCGAACUCAAAGCCAAGGUAAGGCUCUUGGUCACUGGAAGGAGUACCUGGGCGAUGUUCGCCCUUGCCACGUUGCGUCGAGUGGUGGCUUCAACAUUGAGCGUGAGCUCAAGGGUAUUCUGAUGAAUUUCGACCGGUACCCUGAGCUCCUCAGUUUCUGUGAACAAACGUCUGUUACUCUCGCGAACCUCACACUCUCAGCAUGGGCAAUUGUUCUCCGGCAGUUUACCGGAUCCGAUGAUGUCUGCUUCGGAUAUCUCUCUGCUGGGAGGGAUGCACCAGUCAACGGUAUCCAGGAUAUGGUUGGAAUCUUCAUCAACAUGCUCUGCUGCAGAGUCAAGUUUUCUGCUCGACAGAAUCUAGUAGAUAUCUCCAAGCGCGUUAACGGCGACUAUAUUCGAAGUAUUCCGCACCAAAGCUGCUCUCUGGCCACUAUUCAGCAUGAGCUUGGCUGGCAGGGUCAAUCUCUAUUCAACACUACAUUGUCGAUACAGAACCACACUGUUGCUAGUGGUACGAAGGACAAGGGUCUCUCUUUUGAUCUGCAUCACGCUCAUGAUCCUAGUGAGUAUGCCGUCACUGUCAACGUCGACAUCUCCCGCGGCAAAGAGGGAAUCCUGUUGCGAUACUGGAACGAUGUUGUUUCGGAUGAACAAGCCCAGGCACUAGUGGACACCAUUGCAAAGGUCUUCACGGGAUUCAUCGAGUCGCCAAAUACAAACAUUUCAUCAGCAAGCUUCGAUAGCAACAUUCAUGAUGAGCGAGAGAUGGAAACGAGCCGUUCACAAUCGACAUUCAAUGGAAAGAUGGACCUCGGCACAGCAACACUAGAUGGGGCCGCAAUCCAGAAGAUCAUCGAUAAUCGUGUGCAUGAAAUUAUCGAUCAGAUGUUGAGAGAAGGAAAGUUGAUGGUUCCACAUAUGCAGCCAGACAGGUUGUCUGGAUAUAGCCACCCUGAUCAUGGGAUUGGAUCGCCUUAUCCAAUUGAGAGCAUACAGGGAGGCGCAGAUGAUUCGGGUGUUUGCUCAGCAACAUCUAGAUCCAGCACAGAGGGCAUGUCUGCUGAUGUGGAGAGAAGGCUUUGGAGCCUCUGGAGCACUGCCCUCGGUCUUUCACCUAACGUGCGAGGAGAGGACGGAUUGGUUCUCACUGUUGCAGAUGUCUUCAAUAACCCGGUUUUCGAAGAUAUGCUUGCGACAGUGCGUGCCGCCAAUGUGACCCAGCAGAUGCUGGAUGUGGACCUGAAGCCUGCUCAUAAGGAGGUAGAGGAUUUCACUGAUAGCAAACCAACGAUCUUGGCGCCGACUCCGUCAUCUGAGAGCAUUUCCGUCUUGAGACCUACCAAGGCUGUUGAUGAUGCUUCAGUCCAGAGUGGCAUUUGUCCAAAGAUUGGCGUCUUCAAAGGUGGCAUUGCUGAUGUUCUUCCGGUCACGGACUUCCAGGCAAUGUCCUUGACAGCAACACUAUUUAAAUCCCGAUGGAUGCUUAACUACUUCUUCUUGGAAGGAAAUGGUCCAUUGGACCUGCGUCGCCUUCGUGAAAGCUGCCUGAAGGUUGUCGACGCUUUCGAUAUUCUGCGUACGGUAUUUGUCUGCUUCCAUGAUCAAUUCUUCCAGGUUGUCCUACGCAAGAUUCGCCCAAGCAUCUUUGUCUACGAGACAGAUCGUGGAUUAGAUGAUUUCACCAUGAGCUUGCAGCAACGAGACCGUGAGUAUGGCCCUCGUGAGGGUGAGCAGUACGUCCAGUUCUACGUUGUCAAAAAGAAGGAAAGUGAUCAGCACCGCAUCAUGAUUCGUCUUUCCCAUACGCAAUACGAUGGUGUCUGUCUACCAAGAAUCAUGUCCGCCAUCAAGCUCGGUUAUGAAGGUAGUCCUCUACCUCCAGUCACCUCGUACGCCAGCUAUCUUCGCCAGCUCCCUGGCACAAUUACACCUGAUCACUACAACCAUUGGUCGAAGUUGCUGAAAGGGUCACAGAUGACCCAGGUUGUCCGCAGAAAGGGCACAACCAUGUUCCAGAACAUCGGCGCUUUCACUGAAAUCAGCAAAACGAUCGAAAUCCCACCAACUGCGCUUGGCAACGUCACUGUGGCAACCGUGAUGCAGGCUGCCUGGGCCAUUACACUUGCCAAGCUUUCUGCGCAGUCUGAUGUUGUCUUUGGUCUUACGAUUAGUGGCCGCAAUGCUACAGUUCCUGGUAUCGAAACCACUGUCGGACCUUGUGUCAAUAUUGUUCCUGUGCGUGUGAAGUUCGACGAAAAAUGGACUGGCGUGGAUCUCUUCCGCUUCCUUCAAGAUCAGCAAGUCUCCAACAUGCCUUUCGAGUCCCUUGGCUUCCGUGAGAUCAUCAAAGACUGCAGCGAUUGGCCCGCCUGGACUUACUUCACUACCUCAGUCUUCCACCAGAACGUCGAUUACGAAGGAUCCCUGGAGCUAGACAGCAACAAGUACCGCAUGGGCGGUGCAGGUGUCAAUGACAACUUCGCAGAUUUGACCAUGGUCUCACGUCCUGCUGACGAGCGCAACCUGAACAUCACAUUGGGAUACUCCGAGAAAGGCCCAAUUCUGCCCGCGUUUGCAACCAAGGUUCUUGAUAUGGCGUGCGAAAUUGCACAAUCUCUUGUCGCCAACCCGUCAACUGCACUACCAUCCCCAAGCAUGUUACAAUCUCUCCCCUCGCAAGCCAUUGAUGACUUGCCUCGUUCAUCUGAUGAGCACUUCCUCAGCGCACAUCUCAAGUCACGAUCGAUAGCUGAGCUUCUUGUCCAUUCAGAUAUCCUAUCGCGCUCGUGGCACCAGGUUCUGCCAUGCCGGGCCUCAUCUACAACAAUCGACCCGGAUACAGGGGACAAACCCACCAAUAAGACUGCCUUCCAGCUCGAUUCAUCGUUCUUUGAUCUCGGUGGUGACAUUUUCAACAUGGCCCAGCUUACCUGGCUCCUCGAGCAAGAGGGUCUCAAGGUCCGCCUAGAGGAUCUCCUCGAGCACCCGUCAUUCUUGGGCCAGAUGGCCGUCCUUGCCUUGCACAAUGCCAGACCACAAGAAGAUGUUGCUCCUCAGUUUGCCACGGCCACAGGCGCCGUCUCUCCGGAUAUCUCAGUGCAAACCCCAGUUGAGAAGAAGAAGACAUGGGAGAAAGCAAUGACACUCGCCCGCAAGCUGACUCGAAGAAACAACAUGGUUUCCAGCCGUGCUUGA
This is a messenger RNA of Penicillium macrosclerotiorum, 18192 nucleotides long. RefSeq lists its product as uncharacterized. The coding region runs from base 1 to 18192 and encodes 6063 amino acids. Gene Ontology annotation, molecular function: catalytic activity; phosphopantetheine binding. NCBI's taxonomy places the organism in Eukaryota, Fungi, Ascomycota, Eurotiomycetes, Eurotiales, Aspergillaceae. The transcript has 9 exons. The record is from RefSeq and is a predicted model, not a curated record.